AUGCAGCGCGAUGUUGCCUUUGGCAGUCGCUAUAACAAUGCUCUUGUCGUCCGCGACCGCACCUCGAGUCGCCUUGAGAUCCAGAGGGUGACCGACUGUCCCACCUGCCAUCGACCACUCAACACGUCGCCCGCCGACCGCCAGUACGACGCCCCACCCGCUCACGACUCUUUCGUUAGCCCCGGAUACUUCCGCCUGUUGCAACCUGGCGGCCAGCACGACAGGCCGCACCACGCCCGCCGCCCAGACGAGCCCGCCCGCCCGGACCGCCCGCCUUCGAGCCCCGUGCGCCGCCUCGUCCACCGGGUCCCCCACGUCGAGACUGCGCCCGACCCCGAGUUCGUUUCGAGCGAGCCCGCCAUCCAGGAGGGCGCCCGCAUCCGCAAGAGCGCCUUCAGCCCAAACUACUUCCGCGACUUCUUUGUCGAAGAGCACGAGCUGGGCAGGGGCGGCAAGGGCGUCGUUCUCCUCGUCCGCCACCAGCUUGAUGGCGUCCAGCUCGGCCACUACGCCUGCAAGCGCGUCCCCGUGGGCGACGACCACGCCUGGCUCGAGAAGGUCCUCGUCGAGGUAGAGCUGCUGGCCUCCCUGACCCAUCCAAAUCUCGUCGCCUACCGCCACGUCUGGCUCGAGGAGGUGAAGCUCAACCGGUUUGGCCCUAGUGUGGCCUGUGCUUUUAUCCUCCAGCAGUACUGCAACGGCGGCGACCUGCUCCGGUACGUCGUGGGCGCGCUGCCCAAGGAGGUCACCAAUGAACAGCUCAAGGAGCGGAUCCGCCGUCGGUCCAAAGGCCAAGCCGAGAGGACCCCGGUGACGUCGCCCACCCACCGCCGCCUCCCCCUGGAGGAGAUCUAUUCGAUAUUCAAGGACAUCACCUCAGGCCUUGUCCACCUGCACGACAACAACUACAUCCACCGGGACCUGAAGCCAAGCAACUGCCUGCUGCACCGCCAGGGCAAGACCAUGAUAUGUCUAAUCAGUGACUUUGGCGAGGUGCAGCAGGAAAGAGCAAUGAGGAGCUCGACGGGGUCCACCGGCACCAUUUCGUACUGUGCUCCCGAAGUGCUCGUCAAGGAUUCGAUGGGGCGUUAUGGAAACUUUACGACCAAAUCGGAUAUCUUCUCGCUUGGAAUGAUCCUGUACUUCCUCUGUUUUGGUCGCCUGCCGUACCACAGUGCCAACACGCUGCAGGAAGAGCUGGAGGACGUCGAGCUUCUUCGAGCCGAGAUUGCAGACUGGAAAGGGUUCCAGGACGAAAGGCGCGAGCGCCCAGAUCUGCCGUCCAAACUGUACAGCCUGCUUAAGAGGCUGCUAUCCAUCAGCCCCAAUGAGCGACCGAGCGCACCCGAGGUUCUGAGCAUCAUGAAGAACGAGUCGGCCUUGGACAGCGUGCCAAGACGCCAGAGGAGCGGCAGCCCCUCGUCGAUCGGUCUCUCGGGGAGGCGGAUUCAGAGCCUCGACUCACCCCACCCCCCUUCGACGCCCGUCAACGCGAGAGAAGACCCUGCGAAGCAGUCCUCGUUUGCCCGUCCACCCCCCACACGUGAGGAGAUUACGGCCACCCCGGCAGCUGUUCCAGCCGAGGCAGACAGCUCGCUCUCGCCGCAGCCGACACCGCUAAACAGCAUCCAGAAACACCCAAACCCAACGCCGUCGACGCCCCGACACCGACCUCCCCCAUUGGUAACGUCGCACGGGCACGAAAGCUUGGAGCGUCGGUCGCCGUCUCCCAGCGGCCGCGGCAGGACAUCUCCCGCGCCCCCCGGGCCCAUUCCGCUGCUCAUGCCACCUCCCACCACGCCGCUAGAACAUGCAAGACACCAAGUGGUGGUGGCGCAUCACAACCUAUCCCUAUUUCUCGCGCGAAACGCCGCCCCGGUUGUCUCGUCGGCCCGCCUGGCUCUGUUUGUCAUCAAGAUAGCGUCCUUGACACGGCCGUGCUGGCCAUAUGUCGUCAACCCCGGAAUCGGGGCAUUCCUGGUAGUUGUAGCUGGGAUGGACCUCGCCAUCCCUGCUACCGUCAGCGAGACCGGGCCGUACCCGAGGAGGCUGCUCACCAGGGCGGGUUUGCCCAGUAGGCCAGACACCCGCCGGGUAGCAUCGCUGUGGCGCUGGGACUGGCGGGUCAGCCUCAUCCUGCUGGUUCUGCACUUUUUUGUCCUGUGGGCUGCAUUUAGCCAUGACAGGUUGUGUACCGCCCUCCAAACGCCGGCGGGUUGGCCAAGCGAAAUCUGA
Gaeumannomyces tritici R3-111a-1 is the source of this 2235-nucleotide messenger RNA. RefSeq names its product IKS protein kinase. The transcript has 2 exons. Lineage: Eukaryota; Fungi; Ascomycota; Sordariomycetes; Magnaporthales; Magnaporthaceae. Bases 1 to 2235 code for a protein of 744 amino acids. Gene Ontology annotation, biological process: protein phosphorylation. The record is from RefSeq and is a predicted model, not a curated record. Gene Ontology annotation, molecular function: ATP binding; protein kinase activity.